UUGCAACGAACAGAGCUAAUAAAAUACGUCCUCAGUUCAAUCGAUCACGCGUGCUACCAUAAACCGCGUCGACUCGAUCGAAUCCUUCUCCGAUCGCUUUCAUCAAUUCCGGCACUUGGGCGCCGGAUCGGGAUCUACCACUAGCCAGCCAAGAAGGAGGCGGCAGAGCGUCCGAUCGGCUUCGGCGGUUUUGUCUCCUUCCGCCUUUUGUCCGGCGCCCGGAUGUCGGAGUCUAGUCGAGCGUGAUGGCCUCGGCCGGCUUCGCUCGCCGACAUUUUAUUUUUUCUUUUCAAGUUGGUGCGACGAGAUGAACGAAGGAUAGGAAAAAAAAAAGGGGAAAAAAAAAUCUCGUCUUUGGAUUCAUCGGCAAUUGGGGGCUAGAAGGGAAGGUAACUGGAAGGGGAUAGCAAGUAGAUGAAAGGCUUGAGGCAUUCGCCAUCAUCCUCUUCGGUUCCUCCUUCCUCGUCGCCUCCCUUGGCGUCGUCCUGGAUUCAUCUGCGGUCGCUUCUCAUCGUUGCUUCCGCCACUAUUCCUGACCGAGGUAGCUUGAGAUCACCAUGGUCUAGGAGGAAAAGAAAACAUGCACUUUCUUAUCGACAUUGGCACCGACUAUUGUCACCAGAAGGAAAGUUUCAUGAUGGAGGAAUCAAAUUUAUUAAAAAAGUUAGAAGUGGAGGAGUUGAUCCAUCAAUCAGGGCUGAAGUAUGGCCUUUUCUCCUUGGAGUUUAUGAUCUCAAUAGUUCACACGCUGAACGAACACUCACUGGAAUCCAGAUAAGGAAAAAAUAUGAAAGUUUAAGGAGAAAAUGCCACCAACUCCUGAGUCAGUGUCGUAAGGAAAAUAGGUUAAACACAAUAGAUGAAGGCGGUAAUUCAGUAAGUUCUUGCUUCAACGAGGACUGUGAGUUUCAUGAUUCUCAAGAUGAUACAAGUGCCAGAACUUCCUGCACUGUCACAGAAGGGAACUUAUACAACUUUAAAGUUGAUCAAUUACUUCACAGUGGUAGCGAUGAAUUCAGCUUAUGUAACUUUGAGGAGAUAGAAGAUGAGACUGAGGUUACUCAUUUUGAUAACUAUCCUUGGGGCACUGAAUCUUCUACAUCUGAAUCAUCGGAUGAAGAUGAAACUGAAAGCUUGCUCGGAUCAUCAAUCUCAGACAUGCUGGUGCAACAUGAUCCUAAGUUAACAAGAUUUCCUUCAAUUCGAGGUGAUUUUUCUCAAUAUAACCGGACAUCUGAAGAUUUUGUAACAUGGCAGCGUAUAAUCCGAUUAGAUGCUAUCCGAGCCAACUCAGACUGGGUGGUUUACUCUCCCAAUCUAGCUUCUGUCACUAAAGAGAAGGCACUCCAAUCUGCAAUAUCAGUCGGUCUCAAAAAUUACGACCAGUUGGACCCAUGCAUGAUUUACCAUGCUGCUCGUAUGGUCGCGGUUCUUGAAGCAUAUGCAGUCUAUGAUCCAGAGAUAGGCUACUGCCAAGGAAUGAGUGACCUCCUAACGCCCAUCCUCGCCGUUAUCAGAGAAGAUCAUGAAGCUUUCUGGUGUUUCGUGGGCUUCAUGAGGAAGGCCCGACACAAUUUCAGGCUCGAUGAGGUUGGGAUCCAGAGACAACUGAGCACAGUUUCAAAGAUCAUCAAGUGCAAGGACUUGCACCUGUACAAACACUUGGAAAAACUGCAGGCACAGGAUUGCUUCUUCGUGUACAGAAUGGUGCUGGUGCUGUUACGAAGGGAACUUACGUUCGAUCAGACAAUGAGCAUGUGGGAGGUGAUGUGGGCGGACCAGGCAGCGAUUCGGUCCGGGAUUGGGAAGUCUGCACGGGAGAUAAUGAGGCUGCGGGCACCCCCGACCGACGACCUGCUUCUCUAUGCCGUCGCCGCCUGCGUGCUGCAGCGACGCAAACUGAUCAUCGAGAGGUACAACAGCAUGGAUGAGAUAGUGACGGAGUGCAACAGCAUGGCAGGGACCUUAGAUGUUUGGAGGCUGUUGGAUGACGCCCAUGAUCUGGUCACGAGCCUGCACCAGAAGAUUUGAUCUCGCGGUGCUUGCUUUCGCUGCCAUCACCGAUCUGUUGCUUCCGACCUCGUCCAUGUUCGUCCCCACUUAAACGAAACAAAACAAAACAAAACAAAACAAACUCAUCAUCUAUCUCCAGCCCAAAGUGCAGGAGAUUUCACUGUGUCAUUGCUGCAACAAUCAACCAAUUCACGUAAAGGAACAAAAUUCAAUUCUGAUUCUCCACUUGUUUGUGUACUUGCUUACUCCCUGAUUGAAUUGCAGUUGAGUGUAGUAAACAGUUAUGAUCAAGUUACCAUAGGUGUCAGUUCAGUUGGAUUGUUCAGAUCGCCCGCGACCCGGCCUGACGUGGCUCGACUCAGUCUCGUGUCACGACAUAGGCUGUAGGCAUAAAAUUCUAUCUUUUGGUUCAUAGAUUUCAUAGUUAUGUUUGUUGUACAUUAAUGAAUUGAUCUUGAUGAAUAUGAUCCAAACUCGGGACUAAUUAAGACCAGACAUUUUCA
Messenger RNA from Zingiber officinale, 2516 nucleotides. RefSeq names its product rab GTPase-activating protein 22-like. Lineage: Eukaryota; Viridiplantae; Streptophyta; Magnoliopsida; Zingiberales; Zingiberaceae. The record is from RefSeq and is a predicted model, not a curated record. The transcript is spliced from 5 exons. Bases 415 to 2031 code for a protein of 538 amino acids. Gene Ontology annotation, molecular function: GTPase activator activity. Gene Ontology annotation, biological process: activation of GTPase activity.